This is a messenger RNA of Schistocerca nitens (vagrant locust), 1098 nucleotides long. RefSeq names its product homeobox protein HMX3-like. Gene Ontology annotation, molecular function: RNA polymerase II transcription regulatory region sequence-specific DNA binding; DNA-binding transcription factor activity, RNA polymerase II-specific. Gene Ontology annotation, cellular component: nucleus. The transcript has 5 exons. The record is from RefSeq and is a predicted model, not a curated record. NCBI's taxonomy places the organism in Eukaryota, Metazoa, Arthropoda, Insecta, Orthoptera, Acrididae. Bases 1 to 1098 code for a protein of 365 amino acids. Gene Ontology annotation, biological process: regulation of transcription by RNA polymerase II.
AUGUGCAUUUCAUCCUUAAUGGAUUUAAUCGCUGCAAAGGCAAGUGUUACGCUGGGCCUGAUGACGCACUUCGGCGCGCUGGCGGCGGCGGCGUCCGGCCGCAGCCCGUUCGUGGCGGUCGUAGUCUUCUUGCGUGAUUCGACGACGACGAACGAGGACGGCGGCAGCCCGCCGACUUCUCCGGCGCGGCGUAGUGGCAGUGCGGGAGGCCGGCGCAGUCCCAGCUCCCCCCUGGGGGCGGCGCGCGGGUACAGCCCCCCCGGGGGCGGCGCCACACCCGCCAGCAGCCCCGCCAGCAGCUCCGCGCCUCCCCCGCAGCCACCUAUCCUGCACCCGCACCCCGCCUUCCUUUCCGCCGCUGACUCCUACCUGUCGCUGACGCGGCCCAAGUCGCCGCCGCCGCAGGGGUUCCUGCACCACCACCACCACCAUCACCACCACCACGACAUGCACCAGUCGGGGUCCUCCGCAGGGGCGGCGGGUUCGCACGUCGACUCCGUCGAGAUCGAGGAGGACGUGGACGACGACGACGAUUACGACAAGGAGGGUAAGAAGGACGGCAGCGGCGGCAGUGGCGGCGGAGGCGGCGUCGGCGGGGGCUCCGGAGGCGGCAGCAGCAACGGCAACGGCAGCAGCGGCAGCAGCAGCAACAACAAUAACAACAACAAGCGGAAGAAGAAGACGCGCACGGUGUUUUCGCGCAGCCAGGUGUUCCAGCUGGAGUCGACGUUCGACAUGAAGCGCUACCUGUCCAGCUCGGAGCGCGCGGGCCUCGCGGCGUCGCUUCACCUGACGGAGACGCAGGUGAAGAUAUGGUUCCAGAACCGGCGCAACAAGUGGAAGCGCCAGCUGGCGGCCGAGCUGGAGGCGGCCAACAUGGCGCACGCGGCGCAGCGGCUGGUGCGGGUGCCCAUCCUGUACCACGAGGCGGCGGCGGCGGCGGCCGCGGCGCACCACCACGCCGCCCAGGCGCAGGCCCAGGCCGGCGUGUCCGUGUCGGCGGCGUCGGCGCCCGCGGGCUACCCGCUCUACUACCACCACCCGUCGCUGCCGCCGAGCCCCGCCACGAGCCGGCCGCCGCUGUCCAGCCUCGUCUAG